CAGGCUCCCGCCACCAUGCCUGACUACAAUGGGACCUGGGAAAUGGUGACCAAUGACAACUUUGAAGGCUACAUGGUUGCUUUAGGUAUUGAUUUUGCAACUCGUAAGAUUGCAAAACACUUGAAACAAACAAAGGAGAUUGUUCAAAAUGGAGACAAUUUUAAAACCAAAACACUCAGUACUUUCAGAAACUAUGAUUUGGAUUACACUGUGGGGGUGGAGUUUGAGGAGCACACCAAAGGACUGGAUAACCGAUCAGUAAAGUCCCUGGUGACCUGGGAUGGUGACAAACUGGUCUGUGUUCAGAAAGGUGAGAAGAACAACAGGGGCUGGAAGCACUGGAUUGAAGGAGACAUCCUGCAUCUGGAACUGACAUGUGAAGACCAGGUGUGCCAUCAGACAUUUAAGAAGAAGAACUAA
Onychostruthus taczanowskii (white-rumped snowfinch) is the source of this 420-nucleotide messenger RNA. RefSeq names its product retinol binding protein 2 (gene RBP2). Gene Ontology annotation, cellular component: nucleus; cytosol. The transcript has 4 exons. The record is from RefSeq and is a predicted model, not a curated record. Bases 16 to 420 code for a protein of 134 amino acids. Gene Ontology annotation, biological process: fatty acid transport. Lineage: Eukaryota; Metazoa; Chordata; Aves; Passeriformes; Passeridae. Gene Ontology annotation, molecular function: fatty acid binding.